AAAUGAAUUCUUUUGGACUUCUAGAAAAAGCUAUCACAUUAUGGAGUGUAGAUGAUGUUAUUCAGUGGCUAAAACAUAUAAAUUUUUCUCAGUAUGAAAAAGAAUUUCAAGAAAAUAAUAUAUCUGGAGACAUUCUAAUACACUUAAACCACGAAUCACUUAAAGAAAUAGGAAUUUUGAGUACGGGUCAUCGACUUAGCUUUCUUAAAGCAAUAUAUCGUAUCAAAAUUGAUCAAAAUAUUCCUAUCGAGCCAGAACAUUAUAUACCCGUCUCGCUAGAAAUGGAAAAACUUUCUGAAUAUGAUAAAUCAGAAAUUAACAAAACUAAAGAGUUAACACAAGCUAUCUUUUCUUAUGGAAAACACUUAAAUGAAUUCGAAAAAGAGAUAAGAAAUCUAAAAAAAGAUUUAUCCAAAAUUCAAGAAGACAUAACUUAUAUUUUUGAAAUUAUCAAAGAUAUAAAGCUAUCGAAAAAAUCUGAUGAUAAACUUACUCAUACUGGUUUAUCGCUUAAAAGAUUUCAUGAAAAACCCUUACAAUUAAAAACUAUACCUACACAUUCCCAGAUAUCACCUAUACAACUAGAUUCUGAGCUUGACUCACCAACAUUUCCAACGGAGACUUAUAAAAAUCAAUUAACACAUAGUAUCCAAGAUAACUUAGAAUUUGGAAUGAAUCAUAACAAUUCUAACCAAAUUAAAAGUGAAUGUGCUAUAACUGACGAAUCUGUAUCUCCAGUAAGUUCUAAAAAAUCACACAAAAGCAUAGAAAUGUUCAAAUCCUUUCGCAUUAAAUUGAACGAUUCGUGUAGAAAAGUUUUACUUUCUGCAUUAAAGGAAUAUAAAAUAAAUUCUGACUGGAAAGAGUAUGCAUUAGUCCUAUGUUAUGACAACAAAGAAAGAUACAUAGAACUUAAUGAAAAACCUUUAUUGCUAUUUCAAAAACUACAAAAGGAUGAAAAAAAACCUAUUUUUAUCCUAAAACAAAUCAAAAAUCCCACCACCUUAAAUCAACCUUUCAAUUUUAUUCAAGAAAUUAAAAAAGAAUCUGAUAUAUCUAAUACAUUCGAAGAUGCAUUAUGAUAGAUCAUGAUAUAGAAUUUCUAUGUAAAACAACAGAAAACUUAUAACUAUAUCUAAAAUGAAUCCCAAAUACAAUGUUAAAUAAAUCUAUAAUUAGAA
Molecule: messenger RNA, 1181 nt
Organism: Pneumocystis murina B123
Lineage: Eukaryota; Fungi; Ascomycota; Pneumocystomycetes; Pneumocystales; Pneumocystaceae
Exons: 8
Biological process (GO): cell surface receptor protein tyrosine kinase signaling pathway
Cellular component (GO): cytoplasmic side of plasma membrane
Molecular function (GO): protein binding
Source: RefSeq, a predicted model, not a curated record